Lytechinus variegatus (green sea urchin) is the source of this 6225-nucleotide messenger RNA. Its product is annotated as transcription factor 7-like 2. NCBI's taxonomy places the organism in Eukaryota, Metazoa, Echinodermata, Echinoidea, Temnopleuroida, Toxopneustidae. Gene Ontology annotation, cellular component: beta-catenin-TCF complex. Gene Ontology annotation, biological process: regulation of transcription by RNA polymerase II; canonical Wnt signaling pathway. Gene Ontology annotation, molecular function: DNA-binding transcription factor activity, RNA polymerase II-specific; RNA polymerase II cis-regulatory region sequence-specific DNA binding. The coding region runs from base 1 to 2007 and encodes 668 amino acids. The record is from RefSeq and is a predicted model, not a curated record. The transcript is spliced from 8 exons.
AUGGAAGGUCUACCAUCUAGUAACCUGAUGCUUUGUGUGAUGCCUAUCACUGAUAUGGUAAUCAUGUGGUUGCUUACGUCUCGUAUAAAACACAUAGCCUAUUUCACGUUUGUCAUAAAUUCAAGACCCUCCAUUAACCUUUUAUUUCUCUUUUUCUCUUCUACGUUGCAGGGUCAGAAGAUGCCGGUGCUACAUCCGGCAGGGGCGUAUCCACCCUCCCUGGCCCAGCUGAUGAUGUACCAGGAACAGUACUCGUCUGGAACACCCCCACCUCACGUCAGAGGGUUAGAGGUCGACUCAAAAACAGGUAUCUUAAGACGGAGCCACUCUGAUAUUUCACCCUACCAUCCUCUGUCUCCAAGCUCACUUGGAUCGCAUCCAUUAGAGGUCUACAACAUGUCAUGGCCUGGGCAAACAUUCUACCCUCUAACAAGCAGCGCCCUCCGGUCCCCUUAUCCACCUAGUCUAGCCGUUAGUCCAGCCAGUAUGGCCCGUCUAGGACCAUCACCUAUCAGUUCUGGUCCAGUCCCCGUCGGUAGCCUUCCACACUCUCUCAUGCACCCAAUGGGAUCAUCACAACAACACGACGCUCAGCAACAGAGUAACGACAGACAUCAGAAGGAGAAGGAGAAGAAGCUAGCAGCCCAAGAAGCAAAGAACAAACAGCAACAUAUCAAGAAACCUCUGAAUGCAUUCAUGCUAUAUAUGAAAGAAAUGAGAGCCAGUGUGGUCAAGGAAUGUACGCUCAAAGAAAGUGCUGCCAUCAAUCAAAUACUAGGCCGUAGGUGGCAUGCGCUGUCGCGAGAAGAGCAGGCUAAGUACUACGAGCUGGCUCGCAAGGAGAGACAACUUCAUAUGCAGCUGUAUCCAGGAUGGAGCGCCAGGGAUAACUAUGCUAUCCACGGCAAGAAGAAAAAGAAGAAGAGAGAUAAAACUCAUGGAGAGAAUCCAGGUGAGCCAUCGACACCCAAGAAAUGUAGAGCAAGGUUUGGGGUGGAUCAGCAGGACUUCUGGUGUAAGCCUUGCAGGAGGAAGAAGAAGUGCAUAAGAUACAUCUCAUCUGACGAGAAUGACCAUGGAAAGAAUGAUGAUGAUAUGGAUGACGAUGACAUGGACGAUGACCAAUCCGACACCAGUCCUAGUCAACCACCACCGCUUGAUCCAGACCAACCCCCACCACCACCCCUGUCAUUGUCAGGGAUGCUCCCCCAUUCUCCUCUCCAUCGGCCUCAUCAAGAUGCUGUGGUGUCUCCUAAACAGAAUGGUAUCCAUCCUGGCCCAAUGAGCCGUGUGAUCGCUCCUCACCCUAGUAGCAGCAGCAGCAGUAGCGGAAGGAGCAACGGACACAGUAGUAGCUCUCAGAGCAACGGUGAACCACCAACAUCAAAAGGACCAAGUACAUCAUCAUUGCCUGUGACAUCUUCUGCAGGAAUGUCAUCAAGCAGUUCAUCCCACAAGGGAUCAAGCCAUAGAGACAGUCAUUCUGCCAGUCACUUGAGCCUGUCGAGUGUCAGCAAGCCUCCGGAAACAAGUCGUCCAUUGUUCUCACCACACCUGCACACGACGUCGUCGAGCGGUCCGAGCUCCUCGGCGUCGAUAUCGUCGUCGCUUUCGCAUUCUACUCUCAGCAUUCCGUCGCUCUCGUCCCAGCACAUCUCCCACCAUUCACAGCAAUCCCUGGCAGCGCAGACGUCGCCGACCAUCGUCCACUUACCUCAUCCCUCGGCGGCGUCCUACCCGUCGCUUUCCAGUGCAACGUCUCCGAUGGUGAUGUUCUCGCCGCAGGCAUCGUUGCUGGGUCACCAUCCGACCCCUCCCGGGAUGCAUGAGGCAUUCCGUCCCCACCUCGCAAAUGGUUUUCCCCCGCACGGUCUCUUACCGAUGCACCACCCUCAAGGUAUUCCUCCACCCCCUCUUAUCUCUGCCGCACACUCUCAGCAGCUUAGAAUGCCACUCUCUGAAAUGCCUCAGGAUUUAUCAGUCAAGUCAGGAACUGUGACGGCAUGACUACCCCGGUGAGACCUUGCCCAAGUCGCAACGUAACCAUCCCCUCUCAAUCCUCUAUGCACAAUGACCAUUCAAACACAAUCGUUGUUUGAGUGAAAACUUUUCUAUUGACCUUCAAGAAAUAAUUCACCAACUCUGGUCUGACUCCUAAAUACUUUGUCCUUUUAAUGAGAAUUAUAGAUGUAUUUUUGUUAAAUGAAUUUGAUAUUAAUAAUGAAAAAAAAUCUUGGAAGAUUUUCCUCUAUGUAUUCAUUGGGCUAGUGCCUUGUACCCUCUUCAAGCAAUCUGAAAUUAAUGACCAAUCAUCCCCCCACCCCCUUAUUUGAUAUGUUGAUUUUGAUACAAUUUGAAACAUAAGUGGCUGGUCCAUUUUAAUGUCAUAUUUAUUUGAUCCGAUCUGUCCCAAUCAUCCUUCUCAUAUACUGCAUGUUGUGGUAUGUGUCCACCUAAUUUUUUAUUGUACCAUCCCACCGUGAUGUCGACGAACCUAGCAGCUUUGAUUGUCCAAAUACUGGGCCACAUAUCACAAAGCUUACAGAAUGAACGUUGAUUGCUCUUCAUAACAAAUGCAAUCAGAUAUGAAAAUCAGACCUAUCAAUCUUACAUGUUGCGUUACCGAACUCUGAUCUUUCAGACCUGCUUUGCUGCGGGUCUGUCCAAGUGUUGCGUUGCGGCCGGCGUGAGUCUCUCCACAUGAACUGAUAAUAUGUACUACUCAACGUUGUGAAUUUGUAAAUUAUUUAUAUGCACGGGACACCUGUGUAUCGUCUAGCCUCGUCUGACUCUAAAAGACAUCGACCCAAGGUACCCGACUGCUUUCAUUGGCACGGCCAUUAUCUACGCUCCUACCACUGUCAUAUCUUGGAAACCGGGAGAAAAAGGACUCUUGAGUUUGAUAUAUGACCUGUCGCGACUGCUGAAUUUAUUGCUGUCUUUUUAUUUGUUUUGCUUUGUAAUAUAUUUCACUCACUUGCUCACUCCUGUAUUUGUUUUUAUUUUUAAAAGAGAUGUUUUUGUUCAUUUGUUGCUAGAGGAGCGCAUCAUACAUUAUCGGUCAUUGCAGAAUUCGGUAGUAAAUUGAUGAUUCCCGGAGAAGUAUAAUCGUGAUUUUAAAUUUCAAAUUUACUCUAAUUUCAGACUCAUUACAUGUCACAAAGCUGAUACUCAGACUUUUUAUUAGUGAUACUUGGAGAGUCAGAACUCUUUAAUGUAUGUGUUUCUUCACAAAAUGUGACCAAAUGAGAUUCAAUUUCAACAGUAAAAAAAAUGAAAGGACCAUGCACCCACAAAAUGGAUAAAAAAAUCUGCUGAGUCAUCCACUUCUCUCUUUCACAAGGUAUGACUGACAUAGCAUUUACAAUUUUUUUAUGGUUGUGAAGGUUUUGCACACUUGUUUUAUUUAAAGAGACUGUGAAGUAUGAUCUUUGUAAGUUGUGGUUAUUUUUACAAUAAUGGGAAAGAGAUUAAAGGUAUUCAGUUUUAAGCUUUGCCUAGCUUACCUUUGUGUAGUUCUUUUCACACAUGCAUAUUACAACUGUUAUCCUCUUUUGAUUGGGCCUCGCACUAUCGCAACCUUUGUUGUGCGAGAUCAUUUGUGAGAAAAUAGAAACCUUGUAAUGUUUGUCUAAAUACAUUCUAAAACCUUGUGUUUAAUCAGAACUGGAAUUAAUUGAAGAGAAGUAAUUUGCAGGGUUUUGUUUAUUUUUCUUUACUGAUACAAACGGGAAUAACAUCAGAAAUAUAUGAUUCAUUUCCAUUCAUUAGCCAUGAUUGAAUGGAAAGUGAUUUUAGCAUGUUUCAUGAUCUAUCUAUAUUUUUACUUUCUUUUCAAAAUAAGUCUGACAAUCAUUUGGUCAUUAAUAAGUUUUAUUCAAGAGAUUGCUUCAUGACCAAGCAAUUAUCAGGUGACAUUGGUGCAGCCUCAAAACUAUCAACAUGAAAUUCCCAUCGAUAUAAAGAAAUUAUUUUCCACCUAUAUUUUUCUUUACUGUUUUAGUGGUGCUGACAAACUUCUGCUGUGAAAACUCUUUUUUAAACUAUAAAGUCAUGUGACCAAAGCAAGUCAUGUGACGUAUACAAGUCAUGUGACCAAUAGAAGUCAUGUGACCGAUACAAGUUGAUGCGUCUCCCUAUGCAAUUCUGAAUUACCAUACUUGCAAUCUUGUACAUGUUUAUUCAUUAAAGGUCUAUGACUUUGUUUAUAAUUUUGUUUAUAUAAUAUUAGUAACAAAUGUGAUUUUAUGUUGUAAGAAUUAUAUUCUAUGUUAGUUUGAUGUUUCCCCUUAAUUACACGCAAGUACCUAUCUGAAAUUUUUGAUUUUUUUUCUCUCUAUUUUUCAAUCUUUGUGUAAGCUAUUAAUUGAAAGAAUGAUUUUCUUUUUGUACUUAACAUCUCAAAUAUAAAUUUAUACAAAUGUACUUUUUUUAAUUCAGGGGAAUAUGUAGAAAAUAUAAAUGAAUAGAUAAAAAUGAGAAUGAAAUUUUGAUUUUAAUAAAGCUAUACUUACACUUUCUACUGAGUAAGUUAGAACUAUGCUCAGUCGCAUGUUGUAUUCAUUAAAUACUUUCAUAUUUUUAUCAUUUUUUUUCAAUUAAACUAUUUUGUAUUAAAAGAUUACAUUUCUCAUCCUUAUCAAUGAUUUAACCCCCCCCCCCCUUUAAAUGUCUGCAGGUUUUCUCUCUCUCAAAUUAUGGCCUGUAUUUUUUUCCAGGGGGGGGGAUGCUGUAUAAUAAUUGUUAGGUUUUGAACAACUUAUCUUCCCAAAUUCAAAAGCAUGUGGCUUCUUUGGUCCUUUACUUGAUUUUCUUAUUGAUGUACUCAUAUCCCAUCGCUCUAAGUCAGGGUUGUAAGAAUAGGUUUGUUAUUUAUUAUUAAAAUCAUUUAAAAUCACAUUGAAAACACAUUUUAGAAUCAUUUUAAAACAUAUUUUAAAACCAUUGUGUAAACCCUGCUUCGAAUGCCCUGAUCCCGUCUUUGAGAGAAGGAAUUGUGUACCUCAACUUGCAGUUAAUGAAUGCAGAAAUAAGUACUAUGAAUUUAUUAGUCAGUACUUUUGUUUGUUUUGUUUUUUUUUAUACAAAACUGAACCCGCAUGUAUUCAACAUUUUUCUUCUGGUAAUAAUUCAGACGUGUGUAAUGUUAUCCUUGGAGAAUUGGUGGUUAUGUACAAAAAGAAUGACUAAAUAUGCAAAGAAAUGUUUCUUUCUCUCACCGUAACAUUAACACAGUUGCACGAUGUAAAUUAUGAUUAAUGUACAAUAGAACUUUUAUGAUGAAUAAUUAAGGGUUGAUUAUAGACUCGCAUUCUGAACAGUUAUCACUGCCUUAUCACGUAUCUUGGUGUAGCAGGCCCCAUUGUGGGGCUAUGGGGGUGUUUCACAAGCAGUUCAUGUGGAUUUAACUUCAUGCCUAAAUGCCAAUCCGCAUACAACAUGAAGGAGCUAAUCUCAAUGAUUACCCCAUACUUCAUCUGAUUAUCAAGUCAUGCAAAUCAGAUUUACUUCUUACUUCUAACUUCUACAAAUACAGUGUGUAUCAAAGUAAAGGCGAUCCGAAUAUGGAGGGGUAAUACAAAGAAAUCAUUGAAUAUUGCAAUAAAGAUUUAACAGAAUGUGAAAGAGGGAUAGGUACUGUACAGAUCAAAUUUUUCUAAGUUUGGAUUAAAAAAAUGGUGAUGUGAACGGAAUCUAGUCAACAUAUCCUACAGAAGGCUAUCAAAGUGAUCGUGUCCUCGAUGAAGAAGUCACUCAUCAGAGGCAUCGGUAUCUUAGCCCUUCUUGCCAAAACUUGUAAAAAAUUGAGUUUGUCUUCAACAUCAAUUUGUUGAGUCAUGAGUGGCGUGAAUGGUACAAGUACAGAAGAGUGUCAAUACAAAGCUGAGGAAUGGUUCUUUCAUAUACUUUUUGAAAUGUAAUACUCAGUUCUCGAUAUAUACGCCCUUAAAAGUGGAUCACCUCUUUUUCUCUAAAUUCACACUGUACCACCCGCCUCCCUGUAGUAAGAAUUCAAUACAUCAGUAAGACAAUUGGGGUUAACUAGUUUAAAAGUUGAUGUGAUUUCUCAAAUCUUUGGCCUGAAGUGUUAUUUUUCAAGUAAUGUCACAUGUGAUUCUAAUUUUGGUUUGCAAUGUAAGGUUUUAUCCAGGUUGGGUUGGGAGUCAUCAAUGAAAGCUUUAAUAAGUGCACAAGGACCAAAUCAUACCACUUUCGUACAUCAGA